AUGCGUAAGGACGUCUUUGAUGUCCUAGUAGCCCUGCAGGGCCAGCACCCUGAGAUGGAUGCGGAGAGUGAAAGGUUGCUCGAUCGGUCUAUCAAGGAAGGCAAACGUAAUGGCCUUCAUCUGGAUGAGGCUACUAGGGAGGAAAUUGAGAAGAUAAAGAAGAGAAUGUCCGAGCUCUCUAUCAAGUUCAGUAAAAAUCUCGGCGAGGAAAAUACUAUACUGGAGUUCAGUAAGGAGGAGUUGGAAGGCAUGCCCGACGAUUUCCUCGAGACCUUGGAUAAAACAGAGUCCGGCAAAUACAAGGUUACACUAAAGUACCCCCAUUACAUCCCCAUAGCCAAGAAGUGCAAGGUCCGUGAGACCAGGAGAAAAAUGGACUUCGCCUUCAACAAUCGUUGUGCUGAUGAAAAUACGGAGAUCCUUGCUGAGCUCGUGAAGCUGAGGAAGGAGAGGGCUGGAAUCUUGGGGUUUCCUUCGCAUGCUGAUUUUGCCACUGAGCUUAAAAUGGCCAAGAAUGCGCCAACGGUCAGAGACUUCCUCCACGGUAUUGAGGAUAAAGUGAAGCCCCGUGGUGAGAGCGACAUGAAACUUUUGAAGGAACUUCGUAAGGAGGACAAUGUAGG
Molecule: messenger RNA, 623 nt
Organism: Perkinsus marinus ATCC 50983
Lineage: Eukaryota; Perkinsozoa; Perkinsida; Perkinsidae
Exons: 7
Biological process (GO): peptide metabolic process; proteolysis
Cellular component (GO): mitochondrial intermembrane space
Molecular function (GO): metalloendopeptidase activity
Source: RefSeq, a predicted model, not a curated record